AGGAAUUCUGAGGAACUCGAAAACUUGCUCACUAUUUCGUGGCAUUCCGGUUGGCCCCGGCAAAGGCCAAAGAGCGGGUUUCGUAAUCUCGUCCUCCUCUUUCUCGCUUCCCUUCUCCUCAGCCCGCCUCCCCCUCGCCAGCUCUCUAUCCCUUCGGACCGCUCUCCGUUGUUUUUUGCCUCCCCGGGGCCGGAUGCUUCCCGCCCCGCCCCCUACCUCCCUCUACACGGCGGCAGAGGCCUGACUGACUGACUGCCAGACCGAAAGAAAACGCGCAGGCAGCUCCUCAGGCAGCGGCCCCUGUAGGCCGAGCAGUAGCGGCGGCAGGAGAGGGUGUAGCGGCGGCCGCAGAGGAAGGCGCUCGGCUUCCGGGCGGCCCCUUUGGGUGUCGUUCUCCGUCCGCGCCACGGUGUCUCCUGAGGCGAGGGAGCGAGAAGAGCAGCGGAGAGAAGCAGCCAUCCCGCUUCGCUUCGGUAGCCGACCCGAUCGCCGCGGCCAGGCCCCCCGCAUGCAGUCCUCACCCUGGAGCGGCGGCGGCGGCGGAUCGAGGAGCUCUCGCGAUCCUCCCGGCAGAGGCUGCUCCAGUCCAGGGACAAGAUGUUCUCCAAAUUCACCUCCAUCCUCCAGCACGCCGUGGAGGCGCUUGCGCCAUCCCUUCCAUUGCAAGAAGACUUUGUUUUCCACUGGAAGGCGAUUACCCAUUACUACAUAGAGACAUCAGAUGACAAAGCUCCUGUGACUGAUACCAACAUUCCCUCUCACCUGGAGCAGAUGUUGGAUAUUUUAGUUCAGGAAGAAAAUGAGAGGGAGUCUGGUGAAACGGGACCUUGUAUGGAAUAUUUACUGCAUCACAAGAUCCUAGAGACUUUGUACACCUUGGGCAAGGCUGAUUGUCCUCCAGGCAUGAAACAGCAGGUUUUAUCCUUUUAUACAAAGCUGCUGGGAAGAAUACAACAGCCUCUUCUCCCACACAUAAAUGUACACAGACCUGUGCAGAAAUUAAUCAGACUUUGCGGGGAAGUUAUGGCAACACCCACAGAAAAUGAAGAAAUCCAGUUUCUCUGUACAGUGUGUGCAAAGCUGAAACAAGAUCCAUACUUGGUUAACUUUUUCCUUGAGGUGAUACAAGACCCUGUCCUACAUACUUCCAGGAGGCAGAGCAAGCUAAAGGGGCUGGCUUCAAAAGGCACAGGAAGCUUAAUUACAGCAGACAUGCUAAAAGGCCAAGAUUACGUGGUGACAGAUACAGGACAGUCUGUUCAGCCUGGAGAGAUAUCAAGUGGAGCGGAUCAGGCAGAGAGAGCAAAUGACCUUCCUCAGCAGGCAGAUGACCUGUCCACAAGUCUAGAUGAAUUAAACGUCCCUUUGUCCCCUGAGGCUUUGGCUGCCCAUCCACAUGGCGACUAUAAUUUGGUGGAUUCUCUACUCAAUCUCACCAAAAGCCCGGAUGGCCGGAUAGCUGUGAAAGCUUGUGAAGGCCUCAUGCUCCUAGUGAGUUUGCCCGAGCCAGCAGCUGCCAAAUGCUUAGCAGAGAGUACAUGCUUGUGUGAACUGUUGACGGACAGGUUGGCCUCUCUCUACAAAGCUCUCCCUCAGUCGAUGGAUCCUUUAGAUAUUGAAACAGUGGAAGGAGUUAACUGGGGCUUGGAUUCCUACAGCCAUAAAGAAGAUGCAUCUGCUUUUCCAGGAAAAAGAGCCCUGAUUUCAUUUCUAUCCUGGUUUGAUUAUUGUGAUCAACUCAUUAAGGAAGCUCACAAGACAACAGCUGUUGCCAUGGCAAGCUCGGUGCGAGAACGUUUUUUUGUUGGCGUAAUGGAACCCCAGCUAAUGCAAACUUCAGAGAUGGGGAUUCUCACGUCAACGGCCCUGUUGCAUCGUAUGGUUCGCCAAGUCACUUCAGAUGCUUUAGUACAUGAAAUGGUCUGCUUUAUCCUUGGGGAGCAAAGGGAACCAGAAAAACUGACAGACAUCAACAGGCACCCAUUGCGACAUCGCCUCAUUGAGCACUGUGAUCACAUUUCAGAUGAGAUCAGCAUAAUGACACUCAGAAUGUUUGAGCACCUUUUGCAAAAACCUGAUGAGCACAUUCUUUAUAACUUGGUUCUUAGAAAUUUAGAGGAGAGGAACUAUACGGAGUAUAAACCACCCUGUCAAGAAGAUAAAGAUGUGGUGGAGAAUGGCCAAAUAGCAGGAGCUGUAGAUCUAGAAGAAGAUCCGUUAUUUACGGAUAUUUCUCCUGAUACCAUGUUGUCAAACCAAGAGUGGCUCACUGCUUCUCCACCUGUCAGCCCAGAUCAUCCAAAAAAUGAUGGGAAGACGGAAGUUCAUAAAAUUGUAAAUAGUUUUCUCUGUCUUGUACCGGAUGAAGCCAAAUCUUCCUACCAUGUGGAGGGCACAGGGUAUGAUACCUACCUCAGAGAUGCCCACAGACAAUUCCGAGAUUAUUGCGCCAUAUGCUUACGAUGGGAAUGGCCGGGCUCUCCCACGCCCUUGGAAAAGUGCAAUUUAGAAGCUCCAUUCUUCGAAGGAUUUUUCCUAAAAGUUCUCUUUGAUAGAAUGGGCAGAAUUCUCGAUCAGCCAUAUGAUGUCAAUUUACAAGUAACGUCUGUGUUGUCCAAGCUCGCCUUGUUUCCUCAUCCACACAUCCAUGAAUACCUUUUGGAUCCCUAUGUAAAUCUAGCCUCUGGAUGUCGCUCUCUUUUUUCAGUCAUUGUCAGGGUUGUUGCAGAUCUCAUGGUGAGGAUCCAGCGCAUACCCGACUUCACACCUAAAUUGUUGCUGGUCAGGAAGCGUCUCCUUGGCUUAGAACCUGAAGGGCCCAUUGUUGACCACAUGACAUUACUAGAAGGUGUAAUUGUAUUGGAAGAAUUUUGUAAAGAGCUGGCUGCAAUCGCAUUUGUGAAAUACCAUGCCUCGUCCACGCCAUAAAAAGCUGCUCUGAGCAUCCUGGCUACGAGAUUCAAGCAGAAAAGACUGCUAACUUCCCAGGCAGGAGAACAAAAAGGAAAGCCUUGGCAUUCAUUUGGAGGAUUCAUAUGGGACACCUUCAAAUUGAAAUACUAAAUUCAUUGGUAGUGACCAUAUGGGAGAGGAAAAUGGAUGUUCAACCUACAACACAAUCAAUGGGAUAUCACAGAUCACAACAAGCUUCAUGCACACAUGAAGACUUAAGUUUAAAGGUUUUCUUAUUUUAAUAACCUUCUAGGAGGUAGGAGUUUUUAUAUACUUUAGGGUGCCUAGGCUUUUAAAUAAUACAUUUGUUUCAUAGCUGAUGUGUGUUUUAUCCAUUUAAAUGAAAACCAGUAAGUGAUUAAAGCAUUGUAAAGUAUUUAAAUAAGAAGUUGUAAAUGCACACACAGUUUAACAAAUCAUUUUUCUUUGUGUAUCUUUCAUGUUGAGUCCUGUUCAUUGUGAUGUUCCAGUUGAUCACUGAUUAUUAUUAUUUUGUUACACAAAAAACAGGUGACCACAAGUAUACACAAGUAUUGGUUUUCCUUGAAUCCUUGCUUAUUCUCCUUUGUUAUGCCGCAUAACUUUAUUUGCCUUCUAUUUUGUAUUGGAGCCCUGGAUUAUUUGAUCCAAAUGCCCAUUUACAAAAAAUGCUAGUAUUACAGGUCACUUUAUAUGGCUUUUAAUAUUCUUUUUAUGAUUAGUUGGCUGAAGAGUAUCCUGUGCCUUGAGUAUUGGCAGUAUCAUUGUUUUGUGCUUUUCAGAUAUGUUAUUCCUUGGCUAAUUUGAAUGACUGAAGCGUCCAAGCCAAGGGACAGCUGGGUCUGAUACCAAUUGUCAUAGUGCAUAUAGGCUGAAAUUCUCUGCAGGUUGUUGCAUGCUUAGACUUCAGUUUUGUGAUCUUCCUGUUUGCAACAGGGAUCCAUUAUAAGCCAAGGAGAAAACAAGAUCCCUUCAUUUUGCCAUAGUCAUAAAAUAAUUUCCUUGCCAGACAAUCUGAGCUAGAAGAUGAGUAAAAGGAAGGAGCAGUUGAACCACCUGAUUCUGCCAAUGGUCUCUCUCCUCUUUUCUUUCUUUCUUUCUUUCUUUCUUUCUUUCUUUCUUUCUUUCUUUCUUUCUUUCUUUCUUUCUUCUGACUCAUCUCUGUCAGUUCUUCAUAGGCUGAAAACUCCAAACAAACAUGUUGUCUACCCUGGAUUUAAUAUAGUUUUUCUAUAAUCUUUUUGUUCUCAAUAGAAAACAAGAAGAUGCAGAUAUAGGGUGGGAGUGCCCUUUCUCACCCAUUUGCUGUUAAUUGACAUAAUGCUAUGGUAUUAACAACACAUAAUUUGGUUCCUAAACAGUUGUUCCAUUAAUCUCAUUCUUGGGUAUUCAGUGUAAUUUUUACAGGCUCAUAACUUUUUAACAUAAUUGCUGCCUGCUUCAGAUAUUAUCAGAGUUGCUGUAAGUGUGGUUGAAUUUUGCUCCAGUGAUGUAAACUCUGGUUUGUACCACAGGAAGUUCUAAUGAUACAGAAACUUGCUGAGCAUGAAGGCCAAGUGUUGGAAAGUGGGAUAAUUUACCGGUAGUUAUAUCAGCAGGCCUCUGUGGUGGAAACACAAACAUCAAAAAUUGUGGAGCAAAAUUUUGAGCUGCCUUUAUUAUAAAUGAGAUAUGGCCAAGGAGCUGCCUGACAGAGUAUAUUCAUCUGCACUCUCUGAUAAAGAUAUUUGCCUCCCUAGUUGAAUAAUAGCACAUUGAUUUUUUAAAAAUGUUUUUGCACCAAAGUUACUGAAUACGACUCACAAAUACAACUAACUAAACUACACAUAAGAUAAGGCUCAGAAUUUUCUUCCUGAGAAGACAAUUUUCAGAUAGAUAUUGGGUAAGAAGUUAUAAAAUAAAGAUUCAUGGAAGUGGGCCUGAACAGUUUUUUUACAUUUUUUGCAUUGCAGGUAGCAUUUUAGAGAAAUCCUUUUGGAGUCCCACAGAAGUUGAUGAUGGUUCUCUAAUGAUACCCCAAAGUAAGUGGGAGGCAGACUUAAGUUUUGGUGUUCAAAAGUAUAAGGGAAAAGGUUUAGUUAAGCUAACUGUGUAAUUAGCUAUUCAUGAUAGCUAAAGUUAUUCAAACGAUGCUGGAUCAAAUUAUAAAAAUAAAUAAAUAAAAAUGAUACAGGAUACAUCUAUUAGUGCAAGCAGGAUAUCUAACAUUAAAGUUCAGUUUGCUUUUAGAAACAUCAAGAUCCAAGCUUGAUUGUACAUAGCCUGCAUAUUCAGGAAGUUCUCUUGUUUUCAGGAUGUAACCCUGCUGAUGUCAUUGGAAGUCACCAACAUUUUCCCAUGCCCUUUUUGUCACAAUACCUGGCACAAAUUUAGGAAACACUUUAACUCUUUCUCUUGGCAUCAUAAUUGUUCUCUUGAACCCAUAAAUUGAUAGCAGCAACCUUUUUAUUUUUGUAAAAACAAUUGGAUUUUCCUUCCCAAAUGGAACUUGUUUAACGUCUUUAUAACUUGUUUUCAUGCACUUUUAUUUUAAAGCCUAGUUGGGCCCUUGUUUGAAUUGGUUGAAUCUAUGCAUGUCAUAACUACCCCUAUUCUGGUGUGUAUGAGUGUGUUUAUGUGCAUGCAUGUGUGCACACAUGGAGAUGCAUGUGUGGUUAUUUAUUAUCCGUCAGAAGAACAUACAGCCUGUUCUCCAGAAGUAGUGAGCAGCCUCUGGUUAUUAAGAUGUUUGUGCUAACCAUUGGGUUCUUGGUCCCAUUACAGAUAAAACAGUGUUUCUAUAUGAGAGUGGAUGAGGAAAGCUAGAAUUGUUUGAUUCCAGGAUACAGAUCCAAUUUCAGUUUUUACCCUGAUGCACAUUUAUGUAAAUAAAGGCACCUUUAUAUCAUCUAUUGUAUCUAUUUAAUUUAGAUUCUGAUGUUGAAAGUUUUGUAACAACAUGAGACGUCUACUGGAAUAGCCAUUUCCUCUUAAGCUAUUUUUGUUAUAACUGUAGUUGUCUGCCUAGUAGUGUCAUCUUUUAACUGUAGCUUUCUGAUAUAAUGUAUUCAUCAGUGCAAUAUUGAAGCUGUGACACAAGUCACAGCUUCAGCCUGGUUGUACAUCAUCUGUUUACGUGUGUAUAUUUGUAUACUAAUGGACUGCAACCCAGCACUUGCUUGCGGUAUUGCCGGUGCAAAGAUUGUAACACUGUGUUCUACAGGGCACAGUAAUCGUGGCAUUCCUUUAUAAAUGCAUGGCAGCUGCUCACCAUGAGCUGCUGAAUGCAGCAAAGCUUUCAAGUGUGAAAUAACAUCCUUAUUUAACUUGGCACAAGAAACAGGAUAGUACAAUGCGGAAGCUACACAUCCACUGUUCUCAAUUGUGUGAGAAAUUAAGAUUAGCAUCUCUCAACAAACACAUCUGUAUAACCAUGAUUAAUAAUGCCUGUGCCCUGUUGCCUAGUGUUACAAGGUCUGUCUAUCUAUCAAUAUAUACUCCUGGAUUCUCCCCCCCCCCCCCCGUCUUGUUUACAUUAAACAGAAGGUGUUCAGCAAACCUUUCCUAUUGAACUUGGUGUAGUUCAUUUGCUGACAAUGUCUGUCUAUCUAUCAAUAUAUACUCCUGGAUUCUCCCCCCCCCCCCGUCUUGUUUACAUUAAACAGAAGGUGUUCAGCAAACCUUUCCUAUUGAACUUGGUGUAGUUCAUUUGCUGACAAUGUUUGCCAAGGUGUAAUAAACCCAUGAAGGAUGGUUGAAACAGCCACAUUAGAGAGCACACGGUGGUAACUUGUGUCAGCAGAUACAAUUCAGACGUUUUUUGUUUAAAAGCAUGCAUGAAGGAUUAAAAGGGAUAUUCUUAAAAAUAAAUUAAUAUAAUUUCAACAGAGUGAUGCCUUAUGUUUGCUGAAGUUUGUGCAUUUUUAAGUUUGGCUAUUGUCUCUGAAUACAAAGUGACCAGAUUUUACAUUUACAUUCCACUUUUUUAUAUAACCCUCCCAGCUGAACCUUCUCCUAAUAUUGGUAUCACACCUCACCUGCAUUGUAUCCAGCCCCUCCCCCAUUUCCUUUCAUUAAAUUAAAACCACUCCUUUCAUUAAUAAGUGGACGUUGGGCUUCAUCAUUUUACUUAUAUGUUUCUUCUGCCUCGCCUUUUUAUGGGAAUAAUAUAGAUAGCUAGAAAAUUCAGGUUUUAAACCAUGUUGGUAAUUUUUAAAAUGGGUGGACAAUCUUUUUCAGGCCAAGCGUUAAUUCUGGGAGAGUGGGGCAGAGGCAGAAGUUAGCAAAGCAACAAAUGUGAUUUGUACAAUAGACUCAUUUCUACAUACACUCAAUCCAUCCAGUUCAAAGACACAUUGCAGCUGGGCAGAAACAGAUGCAAAGCAGGGCUGGUAAGGAAUGCGGCUCAGGGCAAAGGGGUGUGGUUGCGGAGGGCUUAGAGUUUCAGAAGAGGCCCAUGGUGCAGAUAAGAGGCCUUGAGGACCACAUUUGGCCCCUUGGUUUGGCCCCUUGGUUCCCCACUCCCAAUUGAGAGAUAUUGAGGGCAAACACAUUCCUCUUAAGUGAUUCUUGAGCACACUAAGUUUUAUUAUCCCAUGCUGUCAUAACACUGCUUCCUACCCCAACAGGCUUGCACGAAGUCAGCCACCCACUUGCACUUUUUGGUCCAAGAAUGCCCCACUCAUUUGGGGCGUAUGUAAUGCUGCACACUGGAAUGUUCUGAAUUUUAGUGGCUGCAAGCACAUAUUCAAAGACUCUUUGUUAAACGAGCGUUGGUAAAGUACUUUCUUUAUGCAGCUGAGGUGUAAACCAACAAGGCUCAUCGCAAAAAAUACCUCUCCACUCUAAAGGCUUUUUGCUGCCAUUAAAUCAGCCUUAAUGUGUACCCCAUUAUAGCUUUUUUGUCAUUAAAGUGUUCACAGGAGACCUACACUAGACAUAGGUGGGAGGAAAUUAGCCAGCGUGUUGUGUUUUAUGGCAGUAGCUACCAUUUCAUCAUGCAUACCUCUUCUACCUUAGUAUUACCUCAUUUAAAAGACUUCAUUGGAGCCUGUAUUUGCAUGCUCAAAUAUAUUUCUUUUGCGAAGCAUAACAGAAUUGUGUUCUAAUGAUAUGAUCCUCAAACCAUUGGAUUUGGAUGGGCUUCUGAAGCAUCAGAGUGCUUACUGCAGUCAUAUUCUGUAGAGGCUGAAGUUUUUAAAAAUGCUCAGGACUGCAUGCCCUGGUUCUUUCCAUGCCUCUUUGUGAGUUCGAUAUAGCUUUGUCGUAUGUUCAGGGCACCAUAAGCCAAGCUGAAAUGUUGUGGUUUCAGAACUCUAAACAGAACUUGUCAUCUAUCACAGAUUUCAGCUGCUCUGUAAUAAUUACCAUGGAAUCUUGCCAGAAGCUAGAUAUAAAGCUGUUGCCAAGAGUGGUUAGCUGUGCUAGCAGUAGCCAGAACUCAUAUUAGUGUUGUUGGUCAUGUUCGCACUAGAGCACAGUGCUUACCAAGUGAAAUGUAGUCCACCUCUCCCUGUUCAGACCUUUGAAGGCUCCCUUUCAACAGGAAAAGGAUAUUGCAGCAGCUUCAAGGAACAGCUGGAGUAUAUGUGCAGGUAGAAACGUCCCAAGCUGAAUGGGUUAGGCCACUUCAAAUUGCAGGUGGAUCAUAUUUUUGACUGCUCUCUGCAAGGAGAAACUAACACUGCAGGGAGCAAGCUGAGACAAAACCUCUCUCCCUGAGGUACUUAAUUUGCAAAAGGCUUUUUUAAUAAUACAAUGCAGCACAUACCUCCGUAGCCUUGAAGGGGUGUGGUACCCCAGGAUUCUGUCACCCUGUUUCUCUGCAGGCAUAGUCUAGGUUUCAUUUCCAAAGGGAGGAAAGGGAACUGUUGCUGUUUAUUUCUGAAAAUCUUUCACUGCCGUUCAUCUUCCCUGCUUCUCCCAUCUGCUAGGAAAAUUCUCAGAACCAGCGAUAAGCCACUGACAAGCUUUCAGCUGUAGAUAUCCUCUGUUCGAAAUCAGUGAAAAUGCAAUUAUAUAUCAGUUAAUAUUUAUAUUCUGCAACAAGAGGAGCCAAACAGAUUUGUAAGGAUGCUGUCUGCAAUGAUAGCAAAGGCAGUAUAUCUGCUUUCUGAACUUAAUAGGGACUGGUUUGGUUCCACUUGUAAUAAUGAAAUUGCAUUCAGAAUUUACUAUGUGAACUAUGAUCUAUGACCUAUGAGGAACUUUUCAUAUACAUUAUUCUGUACCUAACUGAAGUGUGUGCCUAAAAAUGUAAAGGGUGAAUGGGACAAACACAUGUUGGCAAACUUACAACAUUUCCAUCAGGAAACCAGGACCGGCUGACUACAGCAGACUGGAGUUUGCCCUGAAUGAUGUGAAAAAUAGCCACAUCACUAUUUUGCCAAGUUAUUUAAGCAGUUUGUUUAGCCCAUGUGUGAUGGGUGAUGCCCAUGAGAACAUCCAUUUGCAAACUUAAGAAAAUCAUAAUUGCAUCGUAAUUGGCUGAAUUGGAGGGGCAUAAACUUGGCAGUGAUUAUUUUGUACCCUGAUGAAGUAGCAUGUUUUAAGGAGGGAAAGGAGCAGGAAGGCAAUAUUUUACUAGCUCACAAAACACAAAACCAAUGGUGCUGCUAUCAAUCAAACCAGUUGCCUUCAACCUCAAUUUCAGUGAUUUAACUAGCAUUUCCUCAGCUUAGGUUAACACUGAAUGCCGGCCUCCGGCCUCUCUGACUUAGUCAAAGCACUCGGCAGCUGAAGUGAAUGAUUAUCUCACCUGGACAACUGCUGAAUUGUCUGACUGAAUCUAGUUACACAGAGUAAUGUCCCUAGGGAGAACAAUACAAAGUCAAUCAAGUGGGAUAUAUUACAAGGACGUUUUAGCAAAUUCAAAAAUGAAAGGAGUUUUGAAGCCAUUUUCUUUAUGGGCUUACCAGUUCACUGUUGCAUUUAUACAUGGGUAACCCCUAAAGUGUUCUGUGGAAGGUAGCUUUUUUGAAAGAAAGAAAGAAGCACCAUCAUGAUGAGCUAAAGAACAAAAUUUUGCUCUUCAAUGGUUUCCCAAAGCUGCAAUUUAUCUCCAUUUUAAACUAUUAUUUCUUCUGUGAAAUAACUAUUUUUAACUAUUAUUUCUUUUCUGUGAACAGAAACAGAUAAAAACUGCCUCUUUGGAGGGGAGGGGAAUUGUGAUGUGCUGUUUCUAAAUGACAAAAGGCCUGAAAUACCACAGCCUUUCUGUUCCAAGUUUUUAUGGUUUGUGUUCCACACAAGUAAAAUUGAAUAUCAUUAUUAAUUGAAAUUUACUUUUUCUGUUUGCUUAAAAGCUUGAUUUAAAGUAAGUAGCCAAAUUAUAACUUGCUAGCUUGGUGAACAUGGAUAAAUCCCAUAUAAUGAGUGCAUACCGGUAGUUCAUAAUGUUUAGCACGGAAUGCAUGUGCAGUUUUUUUUAUAUCUAAAUUUAUUUCGUGUCUACAAAAUGUCACUUUUGUUCUGUGGAGUUUCAAUUAUCCCUCCUAAGCAUUUACAGGGCAAGCAUAUAUAUGCCUACUCAGAAGUAAGUCCCAGAAAAACACAAUUGGCUGAUUCCCAGCUAAACAGUUGGUUUCAGUCUCAGUUGUGAAAUCCUUGGGGACAGAAGUAUAUGUAUGACUUAUGAAGCUCUGCUAUUUGACCUUUAAUGUUGCAUUCCAUUUUUAUUGUUACUUAUUUUAUUGCCAUUGAAUUUUAAUUUGUUUUUUUUUCUCUAUAAGCUGUCCUGAGAGGGUGACCUAUCAUGAAUGAAUAAACCACAUGUAAGCCACUUUGGUCUUCCUGGAAGAAAAACUAAUGCUAAAUAAAUUGGAGGAAUGAAAUGGUUAGAGUAAUGAAAAAGAUAUUGGAUACCUUAUUCUGCAAAAUAGCAUCUUAUGGCCUCCACAUAAGUUGCAGUCCCCAGACCACAUCAUGCACUAUGGUAAUAUCCCCAAAGUCUGUGACAGAACUUUGGGGUUAGGACUUUACGAUGCAGUCUUCAACAUGUUUACUCAGAAGUAAGCCCCCCUAUAUUCACUUAGAGACUGAAACCAAGGUACACCUGAUGGAGAGGCAGCUCUUUAGUCAAUCCUGCCACCACCUCUGUGAUCUUCCUGGCUUGAAGGCACUGCAGAGCUACGGGACUUCUGAGAGUAGAAAAGUGGCACAUCUGAGACUCACCAGUCACUACAAGGCAGACUCAGUUUUGCUGUGACAUGGACCCAAGCUAUUUAGACGUGUGUGAGACAAGAUCCUGAGCAUGCACCAAGUCAGCCACAGGGGUCUGUUUCAAGAUAUUUUAUGAAAUUGUUCAAGGUGAAGUGAGGUUGUAUUGAAAUAAAAUGAAUGGUAUCCUAUAAUUAGUCCUCUACACUUGACGUAGAGCCUAAUAUUGCUUCAUUAGGAAGCUGGGGGUGCCUGCAAGCCCCAUGAACUCUGAGCAUCCUCUGGUGUGCGCAGCUCUGGAAAAGGCAUCUCCCUUCUCUUCCAGUGCGCUCAGCGACAUAUACCAGAUGGUAUAUGCACACUACACUUCUGGCAUAACACAGCAAGACAGGUGAGACAUCGUAGAGCUGAUCUACUUAUUUGCACACUAUGCAGACAAAAACAUAAUGGCGUCUGUUUUCUCCAGCGCCGAGAACAACAGGCACGUAUAUAAGUGAAAGUACAUUACAAAGUACAUACAGUGGAAGAGAUAAGACUGUCUUCUAUUUCCCACACUUCCCAGACAGGCAUGUGACAGGUAUGUUACACCAAUCACAAAUGCAGCAUCGAAGGAGUGAAAUUGCUAACAUGGCAUAUAUUUCUAUAUUUGCUGUGUCCAGGAGUUAAAAGGUGGUCACCUGCAAACUCUGGCUCCCAAAAAACCCUUAACAAUCAUUUCAAUUAUCACAGCCUGCAUUAUUAACAACAUCUGACAUGUAGAUAUGGCUAAGCCAAGCCAAUUUUCUACCAUUGUUGUACCAAACUGGGAAGCCAUCUGUAUGAUUCCAAGCUGAUCCAUAAUAGGGCAUAUGUUUGUUUACUACAUUAAUAGUUCACCUUUCCUACAAGGAGCUCAAGGCGACGUACAUAUUUCUCCCCUCCAUUUUAUCUGCACAACAACUGAAAGGCAGGGUAGGCUGAAAUAUAGCAACUGAUCCAAGGUUGCUCUGAGCUUUAUGGCUGAGCUUGGAUUCAAAUUCAGGUCUCUCCAGUCUUAGCCAUACUCUACUCUUAGCCUGACUCUCUAAAAAACUACACUUCCCAUGCCCGCAAAUAAUGUAUAGUUUAUCAUUUUCCUAUAUAGUACACAGUCCUAAUGUUACUAUAAUGAGAAUCAUCACCUUACAUUUCCAGAAUAUAGGAGUCUGCUCCUGCUUUAAAGCCACUUCUAUGCUUAAUAGUGUGUAAAUCCAUUAUAACAGGGUGUGAUCAUCGGCAUACAAGCAAUCUUUUAUAUGAUCAGUGAUGGUCAGUUAUAUACAAGUUUUUCUCCCUUACAAGGCAGACUUGUCAGUUAUAUAAACGUUCCUCUGUCUUGUGUUAGAUAUUUGCAGUCCCAAUGGGCCAUUAUCCUGGUCAUGCUAUUAUCUGUUUAGUGUGUGCUAUAAUUCGUCUCAAAGACAAAAUGGAACAAGGGCCAUUAAACUGGCCUAUAUCUAAGAAGUAGUAAUUUUAUGUGCCUAUCUAUUAUGGCUUUACCGUGAAUGACAGGCAAGCUGCCAGGAAACUCUAGGCUGUUAUAUUUACAUCUCACAGAAAUAUAAUGGUAAUAAAGUUCAGAUUGGAUUCCACAACUUUAUGCUGGCACUCCCAUAGCAGCAGCAGCAGCAGCAGCAACAACAACAACAACAACAACAACAACAACAACAACAACAACAACAUAUUUAUACCCCACCCACUCUGGACAGCUUCCAACAAAAUAUUAAAAAUAAAACAAAAUAUCAGACAUUAAAAACUUCCUAAACAGGGCUGCCUUCAGAUGCCUUCUAAAAGUCAGAUAGUUGUUUAUUUCCUUGACAUCUGAUGGGAGGGAGUUUCACAGGGCUAGAUGCAGUAGUCCUCUUGAGCAAAAUGUGUUUUCACAAGGCAGAUAAAAUACUGCAAAAAAUAAAUGACAUUUGCAAUAUUAUUGCAGAUUUUUCAGCAGUUCAAGUAUUUCCCAUAUGACCUUAAAACCGACAAUUAAAUCCAGUGUUCUACCAAAAGAGAAAAGGAAGGAAGGAAGAAACAACCCACUUAGCCUGUAUUUUAUCUUCAAAGGACACUUAUCAACCUUUUUUAUUUUGUUAAUGGCUGAGUGUAAACUACAUUUGCAGUAAACAAGUAGAUUUUUAUUUCUAUAUUAACAUUAUUGUUGAGAACAGAUCCCUGGAAAGAAACAGACAAUCUGUUCCACACAACAAUGAUACCUGUUUCAGAAAACAAAAAGGGUGAACUUGUAGGGCCUCUUGUACAUCACUUAAAGCAAUACUGAAGCCUGACAUGGUGCUUAGAUCCUGAGCUUGUUCACUGCAUGGUGCUGAAUGUUCUGAAUGGUCAUUAGCCAAGUGCAUUUGCCCCAUUCAAUAAUAAAUACAGUCAAAACUAAUUAUGAAAUGCAUUGAUCAUUUUGGGUGUGUGUGACCAUUGUUCAAAUUGUUAAUGCAGGGUUAAACAAUAUUAUGUCAUUUGUUGUCCAUAUGUAGAACAGUGGUUCCACUCCUUCCUCCUGGGCAGUGUUCAGAAAGUGGUGGGGGGGAUGAGUGUUCAGACCCCUGGGCUCUCACUUGUGGGGUGCCUUAGGGUUCUGUCCUCUUCCCAAUGCUUUACAACAUCUACAUGCAGCGGCUGGGAGAGAUCAUCAGGGGGUUGGGCUGGGUGUUCAUCAGUAUACAGAUGAUACCCAGCUCUACCUCUCUAAUCAGAACCAGUGAAGGCGGUGAAGGUCCUGUGUGAGUGUGUGGAGGCGGUUGGAGGGUGGAUGGCAGCUAACAGAUUGAGGUUGAAUCCUGACGAGACAGAAGUACUGUUUGUGGGGGACAGGAGGCGGGCGGGUGUGGAGGACUCCCUGGUCCUGAAUGGGGUAACUGGGCCCCUGAAGAACCAGGUGUGCAGCCUGGGAGGCAUUUUGGACUUGCAGCUGUCCAUGGAGGCGCAGGUCAAUUCUGUGUCCAGGGCAGCUGUUUACCAGCUCCAUCUGGUACGCAGGCUGAGACCCUACUUGCCCGUGGACUGUCUCACGCUAGACUGUCAUGCUCUAGUUAUUUCUCGCUUGGAUUACUGCAAUGCACUCUAUGUGGGGCUACCUUUGAAGGUGACCCGGAAACUACAACUAAUCCAGAAUGUGGCAGCUAGACUGGUGACUCGGAGCGGCCACUGAGACCACGUAACACUGGUCUUGAAAGAUUGACAUUGGCUCCCAGAACGUUUCCGAGCACAAUUUGAAGUGUUGGUGCUGACCUUUAAAGGCCUAAAUGGCCUCGGUCCAGUAUACCUGAAGGAGCAUCUCCACCCCCAUCAUUCUGCCCACACACUGAGGUCCAGCGCCGAGGGCCUUCUGGUGGUUCCCUCACUGCGAGAAGGCAAGUUACAGGGAACCAGGCAGAGGGCCUUCUCGGUAGUGGCACCCGCCCUGUGGAACACCCACAAGAUGUCAAAGAGAAAAACAUCUACCAGACUUUUAGAAGACAUCUGAAGGCAGCCCUGUUUAGGGAAGCUUUAAAUGUUUAACAGACCAUUGUAUUUUAAUAUUUUGUUGGAAGCUGCCCAGGGUGGCUGAGGAAACCCAGCCAGAUGGGGGGGUAUAAAUAAUUUAUUAUUAUUAUUAUUACUAUUAUUCUGUCCGACCUUUUCCCAUUAUAUCGAUUUCUUUUAUGUCAGGAUCCUGUUUCACCAUAAGUUUCUUGCAGCUUGUUCAUCUGGGCCUUGUGCUUGGCAGGCUAUCAACCUGAUGCACUCACCACUAUGUCCAUGAAGGUAUUUUUCCAGGACAUUCAGUUCUUACCAUCUGUUAGUUGGCUCUCAUCUAGGAGAUUUUGAUUGGGUGGCCUUUUCCCAAAGUGUCCCUUUAUCUGGAUUAGUUUUGCAGGGUUCAAGCUGUCCUUAUAAGUGUUCCAGGAAUAGGACAUAUGAGAGACUGGACUGUUAACUUUGCUAGCUAGUUUAGUAAAAAAUGCAUUUCUGAUCGUGCAUUUGUCUGUGAAGCACAUUCAAGAAGAACAGAAAUGUAGAUAAAGACUUGAAGUAAUUCAAAAGAUAUUGGGGACAAGGAAAGUGCCAAAGCCUCAAUGGAGAUGUUUUUAGUCCAGAAGAUGAUGGUUUGUGUAUUUAUUAGACCCAGCACCACCGCUGCUUUGUUUGUUCAGAUACAGUACUAAUAACAGCCAUUAACAAAGCAAUUUACUGUACAGACAUUAAAGAAGGCAGGCAGUAAUGUUAUUCUUGGUACCCCAGGUCACACGAAACGUUAAACCAUGAUUUAUUUAGGCUGUGGUUUAACAAACAAGUUAACCAUGAGAUGCCAUACAGAUGAUUAAACAAACUAUGGCUUGUUUCUUCAAAGUUUGGUUUGUUUUCCACGUUUUUGUAGCUGGGUAAGCAUCUCAGGUGGCCAAAGAACCAACCUUGGCUUAGUGAGACAGCAAGCUUGGAGCCACUUUGCUCCCGCCCGGUCCAUUUUGCUGCCAUGCUGUGUUAAGCUAAGCCAAAGUUUGGUCCAGCAUGUCAUCCAAACUGUGAUUAAGCUCUCUCCUCACUCUGAGCUGUAACCAAGAACAAGCCAAAAGCAAACUUCCACAUGAGUAUCCGUGAUGAUGAAUCGUGUGCUCAAUCCUCCCUCAUCCAGCUGCUGGGGCUGAGGGUUUGUAGUCCCAUUUUGUUAAAAGUACUGAUAGCACCAAUCAGCCUUUGGGGGAAGGGUGAUGGCUCAGUGGUAGAGUACGUGCUUAGCAUGUAAAAGGUCCCAGGUUCCACCACUGACAUUGCAUAUAAAGAUUCCUCACGAGGUGUAACUCAAUUAUCAACCAGAUGCUUGGAAACCACUGAAACAGGCCAUCUCCUUGCUUGACUACUUUUGGCUAUUGUAGCAGAUGUGAGCUCUUUGCUUCGCUGUUCUUGCAUCUCUGAGCUUGAAUGCAUAUGUUGAAUGCCUUAUUUUGGUGCCAAGCCUGUGGUGGCCACCUCUGUGAGCUUGCAUCCUCUUUCAUUGAAAGCCUGCACCUUUCUGUCAUCGAGCAUAAUGGGCAGAGCUUCUUAUCUGUAAGUAGAAAUUAUUUGUAAGUUGAAAUUGUCAUGUUUGCAGAUUACACUCAGAAGUGGUUAGGAAAGUCUGGUGCCAAGGUACCAUUAGUCAAAGUACUUAAUCAUUUAGAUCUCAGCGUAAAGGGUAUUUUGACGAUGAAAUACAACUAUCCAAUACCUGGUGUUGGGAAGAACUGUGAGCAGCAAGCAUAUUAAACAUGAAUGACCUAAUCAGACAAAUUGUAUGGCUGUGCAUGAGUUUCUCAUUAAUGUUUCACUAAGAAGCCGAGAGAGAGAGAGAGA
Zootoca vivipara (common lizard) is the source of this 16407-nucleotide messenger RNA. It is a transcript of the gene FHIP2A, whose product is annotated as FHF complex subunit HOOK interacting protein 2A. The record is from RefSeq and is a predicted model, not a curated record. Lineage: Eukaryota; Metazoa; Chordata; Lepidosauria; Squamata; Lacertidae.